Messenger RNA from Capra hircus (goat), 3036 nucleotides. RefSeq names its product interleukin 1 receptor like 2 (gene IL36R). NCBI's taxonomy places the organism in Eukaryota, Metazoa, Chordata, Mammalia, Artiodactyla, Bovidae. The coding region runs from base 133 to 2025 and encodes 630 amino acids. Gene Ontology annotation, biological process: regulation of inflammatory response; signal transduction. Gene Ontology annotation, molecular function: interleukin-1, type I, activating receptor activity. The transcript has 11 exons. The record is from RefSeq and is a predicted model, not a curated record.
GUCUGCACUUUCUGUGUGAUCCCGCGCGCCCAUCCAGUCGGGCAGGUACACACCCAGUUGAGGUCGGCGGUGAGCAGCGCGCAGGCGGGGCGCCAGGCACUGGAAAGGUGCUCAGGGAAGGAGGUGGCGAAAAUGCGCUCGACUGGGGCGGGGGGCGGCGAUCUGCACUCCCGGGCGGCCCCUGUCAGGCUGGGCGACCUUGGGGGAGACAACUCCGUCUCUGGACGAAGGUGUGGAGCAUCCGUCCACUGCCCGUGCGUCUUCCUGCCUUUGUUCCUGCCGGCCUUUGCCAAGCUCUGUGCCAGAGGAGCGCGCGCCGUGCCCGCUGCGCCCCUUCCCGUGCCAUCUCUCGCAGCUGAUAGGGGAAUGCUGUCCUUGCUCCUCUGCGUCGUGUCCAUCGCUCUUCCGCGCUUUAUCAGAGCAGAUGCUUGCGAGGACUUGACUCUGCAAGAGAUGGCAUCAGUAGACCAGCCUACAGCUUUUAAUUGCAUCUACUCUCUGCCAACCUCGGGGAAAGCAGAUGCAACAUGGUAUAAAUAUCCUAGCAAAAUCCCAAUAUCUAAAAACACACAGUCUAGAAUUUACCAGAACCAAAAUUGGAUUUUGUUUCUCCCAGUGAAAGGGGAGGACUCUGGGAUCUACCAGUGUCUUACAAAUGAUACGGACAUCUGUCCCAGAAUGCGAGUCAACCUCACUGUGUUUGAAAAAUAUUGGUGUGGUGCUUCCGGAAACAGUCAACUGAACGUGCCUCAUGAGUACAAGCAGAUUCUGCAGGUCGGAAGAGAUGACAUCCUUAUGUGUCAUCUCAACUUCCCAAACAAUUUUUAUUUGGAUUCAGUAAAGUGGUAUAAGGACUGUAUAGAGAUAGAAGGAGAACGGUUUAUUUCUCGGGGAAAAAAGCUCUUAGUGAAGAAUGUCUCAGUGGAGGACAGAGGGAACUAUGAAUGUCAAGCCAGCCUCACACAUGCAAAGAAACAGCACACUGUUUUCAACAGCAUCUCUGUGACUGUCACAGAAAAAGUGGGGAGUGGAGGAAGAAUCCCUAAGAUCAUUUAUCCAAAAAACAAUUCAAUUGAAGUAAAACUUGGCUCCAUGCUCAUUGUCAACUGCAACAUAACAGACACGCGGGACAACACAAACCCACGCUGCUGGAGGGUCAACAAUACCCUGGUCGAUGACUACUACGGGGAAUCCAAGCGCAUUCAGGAAGGAAUUGAAAACUACACUAUUUUUCCAGAACAUAUUUUUUACACAGUGAACAUAACCUUCUUAGAAGUGAAAAUGGAAGAUUAUGGCCGCCCUUUCAUGUGCCAUGCUGGAGUGUCUGCUGCUUUCUUUAUACUGAAGCUCCCAGUUCCAGAUUUUCAAGCUUACUUGAUAGGAGGGCUUCUCAUCUUGACUGGUGCAGUGGUGUCUGCCAUGUGUAUCUACAACAUUUUUAAGAUCGACAUUGUACUUUGGUAUCGAAGUUCCUUCCAUUCUGCAGGGCCCAUAGAAGAUGGGAAGCUGUACGAUGCUUAUGUUUUAUAUCCCAAGCCUCAGAGAGAAAGCCAGAGUCAUGAUGUGGACACGCUGGUGUUGAAAAUUCUUCCUGAGGUGCUGGAGAAGCAGUGUGGAUACAAGUUAUUCAUAUUUGGCAGGGAUGAGUUUCCGGGACAAGCUGUGGUCAAUGUCAUCGAUGAAAAUAUUAGGCUGUGCAGAAGACUGAUCAUCAUUAUCGAUCCCGAUGAGCUGAGCUUUGACCUAUUAAAGAACCUGUCAGAAGAACAGAUUGCGGUCUACAGUGCCCUCAUCCAGGACGGGAUAAAGGUCAUCCUGAUUGAACUGGGGAAGGUCAAGGACUACACUGCCUUGCCGGAGUCCAUUCAGUAUAUCAAACAGAAGCAUGGGGCUGUCCAGUGGAGUGGAGACUUCACAGAACAGUCCCAGUGCGCGAAGACCAAGUUCUGGAAAAAAGUGAGAUAUCACAUGCCUCCCAAGAGGUGGCCACCUUCUUGUCCAGCUGCUGAAGUACACGCCCUUUGACCUCACAGCCAGCAAGUGGGAGGCCCGUGUGGGGUUCAUCUCCCCUGAUGGAAAGAAUAUCAUCCCAAGGGUUGUGCACAGUUAGACAAGGAAGCCUUGCAUCGGGGCUGUUUGCUUGAAGCUUACUGUUUCUUGUUGUGUCCUUAUGGAAGGACCUGGGUUUAUCUGCUGCCUUUGCUCAGAGCUAUUUCUUUAGGGGAAGACAGCACCUCUCGAGAAGCCCUCAUUAACUGGCUGGCUCUGAGCACUCAUGAAGACUUGUGAACAUGGAGGAGUAGCCUUUGAGCCCCUGGAGAGGAGCCUUGGAGGGUUUGAGAGUUGUGGUUCAGCUGUCAGGAGGUUUUGCACAUGGUCUGACCCCCAUGGGGCUAGAGAUGGGAGCCUGGGUGGUCAGAUCCACAGGAGGACCCUGUGGGCUUGGGUAGGGCUGGCAGAAGCCACGCCUGACCAGCCUGCUGGGGCCCUGUCCUCAGCCCCUCUCACUCCUCUCAUGCAAAUAAACAGUUGUGAUGCUGCAGUCUGGGCACCUUGGCAUUGGAAGCAACUUGGAAGUCACCUAGACCUGUGGGGACCAACUCUGGUUGCCAGUGAAUCCCCCCGCUGGUGGGCCUCCUGCUUUGCCUGUCCAACCAAAACAAGUCAUGAGGCCCUUAUUUUUCCCAGUUGGCCUCUGGCAGCCAGAAUUCUGAGCCACCUGUGGUAGACACGGUCACCACACCAAGAGGAUGGAGCUCCAUUCUGAGCAGACAGUCACCCACCUAGGGACCUGCCUUCUUCACAGGUCAGUUCAUGAGUGAACAACUCAGAAGGGUCGUCGGCAUUAAAAUCAACUAUAAAACCUUAUCAGUAGUUUCAAACCCUGACAUGGAGGAGCUUAGAUACAGUCCGGCUCUUAUUCUGUGAUUGACAACUGCUAAGCUGCUAAGUCACUUCAGUCAUGUCUGACUCUGUGUGACCCCAUAGACAGCAGCCCACCAGGCUCCCCCAUCCCUGGCAUUCUCCAGGCAAGAA